UUGCCAAAUUUCCAUUUCGGCCUUGCCAAUCUUCGGAAUAUCCCCCGGUCUUCAAGUUUGCAACUCGUUUCGAAAGUUCUCUCUAUACGUCACAAUUCCAACCGUUUUGUUCCCGUUCUACCAAAUUUUGUUCAAGCCGCCUGUUAAUCGACGUUUUGGUGCGGGUACUAGCAGCGCGACGCCAUUCAAACAAUAUAGAGGCAUGUUUGCGCCGGUCGUCCGAUAAACCCUUAUACGCAUCGUAAUAAACACCAGGGUGCAAUUCCUUUCGUUCAAGCAUCCAAUCGUGCACGUAAUUCUCAAGCCGAGGAAAAAUAACCGAUCGAAUUUCUCCAAGCGGCCUCGCACCCGUCAAUUCACGAUGCCUUCAGCUAGAAGAGUACGCCUCCUCAUGAUGGUAGUGCUAGCCGCUGUUAUCACCACCUUAUUCUUCACAUCCCAGAUGCGGUCGGCAAUUCCCCACGACAACCGGACAGUACAUGAUUUCUUUGGCAAGACUAUGAAUGGCCUAGGACCCCAAAAGGGUCCUGGUCAAGUUGUGAUGAGCGGCAAAGGAACAACUGUUGAUUCGACAGUAAAAGACAAGGAUGGGGAUGGAUCUGUCGACGAAGACGACGAGCAGUUGGCAAAGGAGAUGGCCGAUCGGUUACGUGCUGCCGAGCAGAAGGCCAAGGACUUAGCUAAUGCUAAGGCACCACUAAAGCCAGAUCCUCCGAGUGAGGUCAUUGGUAUAGGGAGUUCGGCUGGAGGGCAGAAGAAAGGCACUUCCCAGGGGAACUCAAAGGAGACAGACGAGGAGAGCGAAGAGUCAGAGGAAGAUCGCGAAGUCGAAGCGACUCUUAAUAAUUUACUUAAGAAGUCAUCCGUUGUUAUUUUCUCGAAAACGUUCUGCCCAUAUUCUAAAAGGGCAAAGGGCGUCCUCCUCGAGAAAUAUUCUAUCGACCCCGCCCCUUACGUUGUCGAACUAGAUGAGCAUCCCCUAGGCAAGCAGCUACAGGCAAAAUUAGGUAUUAAGACGGGACGCAAGACAGUGCCCAAUAUCAUGAUUAAUGGUAAGAGUGUUGGGGGUAGCGACGAGAUUGCCGAGCUAGACUCGAGAAAGACCCUCAUUGACAAGUUUAAGUCUAUGGGAGGGAAGCAGUUAUCCAUGAAGGAGCGAUUCGUCGGGAACGCCAAAGAGAAGCAGGAGUAAUGAAAGGCACAUGCAGACACCUAAACAACGGUUUCUUCUCGGGAUAUCUUGGGGGUCACGUGAAUACGGAACGCGGUAAUACGGACAAACCGUUGUCAUCUGCAUGUAUGGCGUUGGGGUCUCUUUUACUAAGUACUAUUGUGUUGGGCAUUUGGGUCUGGCACG
Daldinia loculata is the source of this 1357-nucleotide messenger RNA. RefSeq names its product glutaredoxin. NCBI's taxonomy places the organism in Eukaryota, Fungi, Ascomycota, Sordariomycetes, Xylariales, Hypoxylaceae. Gene Ontology annotation, cellular component: cis-Golgi network; Golgi lumen; fungal-type vacuole. Gene Ontology annotation, molecular function: glutathione disulfide oxidoreductase activity. The coding region runs from base 362 to 1192 and encodes 276 amino acids. Gene Ontology annotation, biological process: cellular response to oxidative stress. The record is from RefSeq and is a predicted model, not a curated record. The transcript is spliced from 2 exons.